GAACUUUUAUCAUCACUUCCCCAUGAAAAAAAAAAUAAUAAUAAAUGAUUAAAAUAAGGGACAACACUUCAUCCCAUUCUUGUUUCUUCUCCUCAUCCCUUAUGAUCUACACUCACGUACCCACCUUUGAGGUGGAUUCGCGAGGUAAAAUUUACAUGUCUCACCUGACACCAAAUUCAGGCACAGGUUUCUUCUUCCUGCCUUAAAUUCGCCCCUUCAUCACUUUUUUUUCCUCCCCUUCUUCUUCUUCUUCUCCCUUCACCUGUGUUUUCGUUUUUUUUUUCAGUUACUCUCCUUCUCCUGAACUUACUAAAUUAUACUCGCUUGGUUUUUUCUUUCAUUUUUAAUCCCCCCCAAGCGGGCCGGAAUAAUAAUGGGCACGGUUAACAAUUUGUUCUCUGGCGGUUCGCAGCGUUUCUGGGUUCCGUCUCCUCGUCUGGACAGACAAGGGUUCUUCCCCAGUACCUUGGAUUCCAGAGAUACUGCAGCGACACCUGCUACCGACAACAGCAAUGCUGCUGUGUCAGCAGCGACAUCUUCCAUGCCAGGUGAAAACCACGAUCCGGGGUUCCUAGCCAAGUUCGGGCUAGCAGGCUCGACUAAGAUUGAAGCGGACUCGGGACAAGCACCUGUUUAUGUUGAUCCCAUAACCCGAAGAUACGAAGAAUUCGCCGCAGCAAAAUGGCCUAACCCCUUUGAAGCAAUAAAGCGAGGAAUUGCGUCUCUUGGGGUGUGUCCCACUGAGGAAGAUAGGGCCAAACUGGGACAGGAGCCUUGCCCAGAUAGUGUUACCGCCGGCGGGGCAUUCAAGUGGCUCCGGUGGUUCCUCAUGGGGGAGGCGCUGAUGUUUUGGGGCAUGCUGGGGUACCAGUACACCACUUGCACUCAGAGGCACGAGUGCCACCGCCUCAUCAACACCAUGCGGAAUGCGCAGGACAUGCCCAAGUAUAUAUGA
Molecule: messenger RNA, 955 nt
Organism: Notodromas monacha
Lineage: Eukaryota; Metazoa; Arthropoda; Ostracoda; Podocopida; Cyprididae
Source: the annotation of a GenBank genome assembly